AUGGCAACAACAACGACAACCUCGCCCCAGCCCAACGCUGCCGCCACUCGUGCCGUGAACCCCGCGCUUCCUCCCAUCGCUACAGACACGCCUUCUAGMCUCCCGCCGAUGCGACGCAUAUCUUCUAGUGCUAGGGAGCGUCUAUCAGUAUACUCUACUGUCUCACAAACAUCUCAGCAUCGGUCGCGACCCGUUUCGCAUGUCUUUCCACUUUUCCAUUCUAGCUUGCCAUAUGCCUUAGUGCGCGACUUUGCGUAUGCGCCCAUACAUCCGCUACACUACGGUCCGCUGCCAGUUCCGUCGCGAGCGUCUACCCCGGCGAGUGAGAGCAGGCGCUUAUCUGAUCCGCAGAUCGCGUCGUGGGAACCCUCACGCCAUUCAUGGUCGUCGAAUAGCGGGACAUCCGAGUCAUUUGGACAACAGCUGCCGGCCGUAUCGUUCGGUGAUGGACCGCCGUAUAGUGAAGAUGAAGAUCUGCACAGUCCUAUCAUAACAUCACGUUAUCGCAAGCACAAAUCCAUGCAAAUAUUUGGAGAUACAGGAAGGGUCUUUGGCGAUAGUGGGCGUGGCGGCACGAAUAAUCCGGUUGACCGUGGCACCCUGGUGGCUGUCAAUGGAGACGGAAGUGAGACGUAUUACGUUCAAGGCGAUCAGGACGCAAAUGAUGGACCUGGCGGCGAAUACAUUACAUACCCAGCCGGCGAAAGCGGAUAUUCUCAGUAUGCCUAUGGCGGGAGCGAAGGCGCCGGAGAUGCAGCAAACACACAGGAGUCAGCACAUGGAGGAGACUACGUAUACGAAGACGACUAUUCUGACCGAUACUCGCGCGAUUAUCACUUUUCUAUUGGGUCGCCAGACGAGGAGAUGCAUGGCAAAGCGGUUGCGCUGUUUGAUUUUACGCGCGAGCAUGAGAAUGAACUCCCCUUGAAAGAAGGGCAGGUGAUUCUGGUAUCUUAUAGACAUGGUCAGGGUUGGCUCGUUGCAGAGGAUCCAAAGACGGGUGAAUCCGGGCUGGUGCCGGAGGAAUUCGUGCGAUUGGUACGUGAUAUUGAAGGAGGUCUUAGCUCUUUGAAUGGAGAGUUGGCUGGUGCAAAUGACCAGCAGCAGUCAGAAAACACAACGUUUUCGACUGACAAGGAAGCGAGCAAUGAAUUGGAGCAAGGUGGAGCGGCGACACCAACGAAUGGGAAUAAUCAGAGUGAGGAUAGGACAGAGGGAAAGAACUCUUGA
Messenger RNA from Talaromyces amestolkiae, 1230 nucleotides. RefSeq lists its product as uncharacterized. Bases 1 to 1230 code for a protein of 409 amino acids. The record is from RefSeq and is a predicted model, not a curated record. The transcript has a single exon. Lineage: Eukaryota; Fungi; Ascomycota; Eurotiomycetes; Eurotiales; Trichocomaceae. Gene Ontology annotation, molecular function: protein binding.